Messenger RNA from Sabethes cyaneus, 9069 nucleotides. Its product is annotated as E3 ubiquitin-protein ligase RNF38-like. The record is from RefSeq and is a predicted model, not a curated record. NCBI's taxonomy places the organism in Eukaryota, Metazoa, Arthropoda, Insecta, Diptera, Culicidae.
UCGUUUCGUUUGGCAGCUAUUUUCUAAAAAUCGAUUGUUAAAUGAUCUUAAAAUUGCUGAAAAGUAUUCGAAAAGUGUAGUUGAAGUGUUUAUACGGUAUUUUGUGUUGGAAUAAGCUGUGGAAAAGUGUUUUCUAUGGCGGAAAAGUUUAUCUAAAAAAGGUUGAAUCACACGGGAAGUGCAGAAAAGCUAUCCGCACCUACAAGUUUUGUCAGUGGAUCAAUAUAUUGUGUUUCUCAACGUACAUAGGCUGCUGGUGAGCAGAGCACUUAUACGCCUAUAUACAAUAUAUCGCGUUUAGCCGUUCUGCUGUAUGGUUAUGUAGCGUAAUCACUUGUAUGACAAGAGAAUGCGCCUGCGAGUGUAUGAAAAAUACUAACCACACAACGCAAAUGAAACAUUGUUAUGAAAACCAAAUAUCAUUCACGUAAAUAAUUAGUUUUUUUUGUGGCUUCUCUGGCAAAGUAUUCUGCUUGCUGCUUCAUAUCGAAGGCCUGUGUGAAAGUGAGGAUUACGGAAAACAGUUCAAGAGAAGAAAACUUGUUUCGCAAGAAGACCAUGAAAGAUUGAAAUCAAGGCAAAUGAAUUUAACCGAAUGAAUCGGCCUCGAAAUAAUCGUGCAAUGAUUCAUUCCGCCAUAGAAUAAAAACAUUUGGCUAUCGUCGUUACCCUAACUUCACUUCCAAUGGUGCAGACCCGUAUCGAUUUGUGAACUAGACAGUGUGAAACACAAGCAACAACACUAGCAAAGCAGUUCAACAUCAUAGUUCGGUGUAGCGCACCAUUUUGGGGCGCACUUUGUUUGAAACAGGAAGCACGUGCCAGCAGCGAACAGCCGAACUGCCGCAGUUUCUACACACUAAAUUACGUCGUCAUCUGUUGGUAGUAUUCCAAAACGUCAUCAUUACACGUCGCUGAGCCUGGGCGGUCUAGAGGCACAGCAUAACACAACAUAAAGCAGCAAACGAAGUUUUACACUCGCUCUCUGCUGUUCACAUCAGACUGCGGCUUAUCGCUCCCCUAUUCGCUGCUAGUUUAUUACGUGUCUUCGAAUUUCGUCUUUGUUGUGCUGGUUAGUCAGUAGUGUAUGUGUGAAUGGUAAUCAUCAUAUGUGUAGCAGCUGUGUUGAUGUGUAUGGAAAAUAAGCGUAACCCUAUUAAACUGUAAGUCUACCUCAUGAAUGGAGUAGACACCACCCGUAUGGAAAUAUCGGGACAAAUUCAAAUCACAUUGUAACGCAAUUCACUCGCGCGCGAUUCUGUUCGUUUUUUCUUUUAUGCCCAACAAAAUAAAGCAUCGCGUGUUAACCAUAACGAACGUAAUUUAAAAAAUUAGCUGUUGGUUAACUUCAGUGGUGUGACAAAGAAAUAUUAUCAACGACAACGAUGAGUCAAUGAAUGCCAAGUGAAAAUAAACAGAACAUCAAAAGUGCUGAGAAAACAAACAUUACCAGACGAAGAAACGAACGUUCCGGUGUUCUUAUAUGCGCUAUAUAGACUUUUGAACAGAAUCACACACCAAACCAGACGACGUUUGACAAAGGAUUAUUCGCAAACUAAGGUAUUAGGCUAGUUUGAGAGUACAGCGCGAAGCAAAUAAGAAAAAUAGACAUAGCCACUGCUACAAUAAAGCAGCCCAACAAAACAAUGAAUCCAGGCCAUUCUGGAACGUCAAGGCGGCCCUAUUCACGGGGAGCCGCCCCGAGAAAUCGGUCCCGUAUGCCGUUCUCACCCCAUCAUUCACAUCAUUCCAAUCGCAACCACGGUGGUCACAAUCAGACGUGGUACAAUAAGGACAUGGAAAAUGGCUUCAAUUAUGGUGAUAAUAACGGGAGUAGUCCUAAAGAAUCCUUCACAUAUUCACCAAAAUCCUCACCAAUGCAAUUACAUUCCACUCCAAUCACCAAUCGUCCAAUCUUAAUGCCUUACGGUGCUACUGAUGAUGGUAGUGUUAAUAAUAGAUCUCAACAAAUUCUUAGAGCCGGACCAAGUCAUAAUGACCGCCGUAAUAACAUGAGUAUGCUGGAUAGAAACCGGCAUACAAUGAGUGCUUCAACCGUUGAUCGACAUUCGAUUCACUUUGAAGGACCUUCGAAUUCUGCUCGGGGGUCAGAUUUGCAUACGCAUUUGGAUACAAGGUCUGUUCUGUCUAUGGAUUCGAUGCGGAAUGGACGUGAAAACAAUCGAGAGCGUAUAAGUCCGCCAUACCAUCCGGGUAGCAGUUCGCACUCGAACAACCAUCAAACACCAAGUCCUUCGUACGGUUCCGAUGGCAACAACGGUAUAAAAUCUGACAGUCCUUCCCGAAAAAGACGCCGUGUUCAAAGAAUGCCUAGUCAAUCCCCGCCAGCAAUAUGGGAACAUCGGAGAUCUCCUCGAAAUAAUAAUAAUAAUCAUCAUAACAAUCAUCAUAAUCAUCCACCACAACAACAACAGCAGUCUAUGCAUAUAAAUCAGCAUCACCAGAAUUCGCACAACCAUUUGCAUUUGCCGCAACAUCAGCCGGCACAACUGCAACAGGGUAGUCCACCUUUGCGUAGACCGAGAUUCCGUGAUCAACCGCGUCCCUGGGAGCCAAUGCCGCAGGUAUUCCAACAACCAUCGCCACCUCAACCACAACACCAGCAUCCUUCCCUUAUGGUCGAUAUUAAUCAAGUUCCUGUAAGCCUUCCAUUGGGUCACCACGAACAGGUGUGGACAUACUCAACGGGACCACAUAUUUCAAUAUGCUCAGGACAUCCAGCGGCACCACAUAUACCGCCUUGCCAAGUUCAUGGAGUGUACUCGCAACCAUUUGCUCAAGCAUGUAAUAUCGGUGGACACUUUGGUCCAUUUGCAUCCACUCCGACUGCACUAGCUGUUCCACAUCCGCAGCCUCAUCAGCCACAUUAUCAGCAUCCACAUUUAGCGCAACAGCGAGCUGACGGAUUUUCACUGGAUGGUUUGGACCAUACUAGUGCCUCGCCACUACAUGUAUCUCCGCUUGCUGCUGCCCAUAUUCAUUCUUCGCCGCAAAUGGCUCAAAUUUCACCACCGCAACCUAUUUAUAUAUCGACCGAAGUAAGUAUACAAGUUAGUAAAGAACCGGGCGUUUCAGAUGUUUCAUAUUAUUUUCCAAUAUCGACCGUGUUAAAUAUUCUCCAGGGUCGUACCAGUCAGUUCGAGCUGCUCCACAGAACGGCUCGACGCGCAAUAACCGCACCACGUCGGAAUUUCACUCGGUUCCAUUGGCCAGCACCGCCGCCGACACAUCCCCAUGCUCAUCCUGCUCAUCGUCAUGCCAGCCUGCCGCAUCAAACGCUGGCCCCACAGCCCACACAGGUUUCAUUGUCCGCCACACCGUCCGCCUACUCUGGCAUCCUGUUAAACUUUUUAGCCAUGUUCCCGCUGUCUACGUACGGCCAACCUGACUUGAACUCGCCGGACUCUAAUGAAACGGAAAACUACGAAGCCUUGCUUAGCCUGGCGGAACGUUUAGGAGAAGCAAAACCACGUGGCCUUGCGCGGCCUGAAAUAGAUCAGCUGCCAAGCUACAAAUUUAAUGCGGAAACUCAUACAGGGGAUCAAACGUCGUGCGUGGUAUGCAUGUGCGAUUUUGAAGCACGACAAAUCUUGAGAGUUUUACCUUGUUCUCACGAAUUUCACGCAAAAUGUGUCGACAAAUGGCUUAGGUCUAACCGAACCUGCCCCAUCUGCCGUGGUAACGCAUCCGAAUAUUUCGAGAGCAGCGAAGAACAAUAAACGACGGUCUCGGGUAGACGUAGUUUUAGACAUUUGUCCUCUUUAGCUCCAUUUCUUUGGAAAGCGAUCCUGACGUUGUACGCCUAAAAAGACGCCACUGCUUAAUAUUCGUAAAUGUGCUGACAAAUUAGUAUCAUAAUCUGAGAAAAUAUCACCACAAACGCAACAGUUCUAUCAUUGAUACGGGACAGCAAAUGGUAGGAGUUGUAAUGGAAUGAAAAUAUUAUUAUUAUGUAUACGUUUUAUUCGUUCGGCAUGGUAUAUUAUAUAAAGUUUGGCUAUCAUAUGUGAUUCGAAAGCAUUUUGAAAUUUAAUAAGAGAAUGCACCCAACAGAAAACGACUAAACAUGUGGUAGAAAGAGCGUUUUAGCACACCUAUAUGGUUUACAAUAGAGUGUACGGUAUAGUUUAACAAGUUAGUUUAUUUUCAUAUAAAUAAGAACUGUUUUUAAAAACAAAUACAUAGACUUCAAAUUUUUGGAUUAACGUCAAAACGUUGUCUAGCAAAAGCACCAGCCUCGAAGACAUUCUCAAGUAGCAAUAAAGCAAUUUUAUACCCAGUGAACCAUAUUUUUAGAACAGAGAAACUAGUGUUAAGUGGUUCUUAUAAAGGUAAAACACAUCUAUUCACUUCUCCUUCCUAAUAAUAUUGAAUUCUAAAUUUUCUAUUUUUGGUAUAUACUAGAACAUAACAGAGAGACAACGUGUUACAACUCAACGUAUGGUGUGAACAACAACGCAUAUUGUUAGCUUUAUAUUUGUAAUCAUUCAAUGUAUAAACCAAGAAAGCAAACAAAAAUAUCGGUGUGAUUGAAACGUUAGUAGAUAUUUCGAAGUUAUUAUUCAAAGUAGUGAGACAGAUUAAACAUUUUCUCGAAACCAGCCACCGAGAUUCUCUGUGGCAAAGGAAUGAAUUGCUACCAAUUGGUACCAAAUGGCAGACUACCAACCAACUGAGAAUGGUAAGAUUUGGGAUUUAUGUGACUUACACUUUACUAUUGUAGUCAGUUUUUGAAUUUAUUCAGUGUGCUCUUUUCAAAUAAUGAACAGCGCGCAAAUCUAGCGUCCUAAAGCUCUUCGGAUACACUCGAUCGUUAAUAUGGUAGUUAUAAAGACAAUACCGCUCUACAUAAUCUCGAAUAGCUUUUCCGUUGUGUUCUCCGACUAAACUAUUACUCCGUGGCGAUGAUUGACUUAACGCACUUUUUUGUCGUUGCUGCACGCGUAACUUGAAUUACGUACUACAGAUCAUGGAAGUUGUGCAUAUGAUCUGAAUGUAUUUUUCUCCGGGAGAGAGGUGCGAAUAGAAAACAUGACUGACACUGACAUUAUUUGUUUAUUAUUUGACUUUAAACCCUUUAUUUUUUGUGUGUUGGCCACAAUAAUAAUUCAAAAUCUUAUAAUUUCUUGUAUGCUUGGAUAAUUAAGCACAGUGUGCAAUUAAUAAAUAAAUGACUGAGCAAAGUCAUACGCCGAAUUUAGGAAGUUAACGAUUUGAAAUAGCAGAUUUUAUAAACUGUGCAUCUCUCUCAGCAAAUUCUUAUUUUCCAACCUGAAGCUGACCUGAAACUUUUCCGCAAUAUUUGUACGAUUUUUCAACCUAUAAUAUGCAAACUGAAUGUUCGGUAGACACAACAAUAGUUUUUUUUAUUAAAGUAAGGUUGUGAAACUAACAAACAGAUCCAAUUCGUUUCUUCGAUGAUGUUCAGCGCAAUAUUUACGAAACUGCAAAAAUAAAACAAUAAUAACGUAAGCUAAGAUGCGUUUUCCGCUUUAUCUAUUCAAAUUCAGUUGCACGAUCGUGCUAUGAAUUACAACUUGCUUUUACUACUACAACACGUAAUACAUUUCAUACAGCUUAUGGCACAAUUAAAACAAGAAAAACUUAUUUUAACCGUACGCAUAUAUUGUUAUUAUGCGCUUUCAAACGAAAUAUUCGACCAAAAUGAUGUACGUAUAAAGGUGUGCUAUUUUCCUAUUGUGAUACAUUUGCUAAACAAGUACUGUAUAUGUAACCAAGUUUCGUGAUGUUUGAUAAAAGAAAAUAAUAAUCGUAGUUAUGAACUAUGCCUAUCAUCGGUCCAAAUAAAAACUCUAAUAAUGUUUCCACUAGAAUCUUGAACACAAUUCUUUGCCGUCUACGAUCAAUCGAGCCAGUGAGAUUUUAAUUCGUUGUCCAAUUCGGAUACUAGGUAUCUCAAGAUGCUUAUAGAAAAUGCAACAAGUGUAGUAUGCAAAUUUGUAUCUGCAGUGAGCUUUCUCUUACAUUUAGUUUUGGUUCUUGGGAUUUAAGAUAAUUGAUUUACCCGCUCGUAUCACUGCGCAUAAGAAAUAAUACGCGAGUGUUGAAAUAUUGCAGGCAAAAUAACGGUUUAACAAAGACAAAACAAACAAACAACCAUGUAACAAAGUAAUGUGUGCCAUUUUAUACUUUCAUAGUUGCAGUAAAUAUUCUCAUUAAAAAGCAAACAACCGAACGAAUCAAAACCGAAUAAAAAGAAAAACUAAAAUAUUUUAACAGCGAAAAUUUUUCGAAUAUGGUAGUGCUUCAGAUGAUUAAUUCACAAAAAAAUAUAUAUCUAUAAAUGUGAAGUUGAUUUGUCUAGAUUUCUUAUAAGUGGUAAACUUUCACAAAUAAUACAGGAACAUAGAUUUCGAGUGUCGAAAAAACAUUUACUAAUUGGAAACAAAAGAAUCAAAUAGCAGAAAUACCAGAUUCAAUAAAAAUUCGCAUUACCUGGAAAAGGAUUGGUUUCAUUAUUAGUACAGACUAGACAUGAGUGAAGAGUGCAGGUAUCAUUACAGUUACUAUCACACGUCUGAGAUCAGUUCGUUUAUCGGCGAGUUUGUUGCGAAUUGGUUCAAAUUUAGUUUAUUACUACCUUGCAAUACAUUUGCAGUGUCACAUAUCAGUAAGUAAACUCUAUUAUUUUGAUGCAUUCUUAGGUCCUAGGUAACACUGUAUGCUUUUUGGUGAUAGCAAUAAUGCAGAAACGUACAAUACAUUAAUCAUGCAACUAAUUUAAUUUCGCUGUGUAUUCGCUUUAUUAAACUUUUGACAGUUACCGUUAUGUCGAGUAGUUUUGUAAGAAAAUCAAACAAUACCUACAUGUAUAUUUUUUGCUAGCCUUUCACCGACUAUUGGUUUAUGGUUUUACAUAAGUAUCAAAUAUGGGAAAACGACAGUGGCAAAGAUUAGCAGGUUUUGGAAUUAAAAUAAAAAUAUUCUUUAUCGUAAAAGAACUUAGAUGUACUGUUCCUUGGUUGAAAUUGGAGUGUUGAGGUCGAUCCAUAACGAAAAAACUGGUUGUAAUUGUAUAUUUUCUAUAUGGUCAAUUGACUUUCAAUUUACUCUUUUAUUAGUUGAUGUCCACAUUUUCCAAAUUCAAUAUGAAUUCUUUAGUUUUUUGUAUGUUUUCAAUUUUUAUUUCAUCUUGAAUUUGCAAUUUUAUUUUAAUGCCUAUUUGUACCUAUAUUAUUGGAUAGGUAACAUGCAUGCGAUUAUGAGAAGCACCUUGUCGUCUGAUCAAAGACCGAAUGAACGAAACCUAGUUUUUUUUAUUCUUUUAUGCUCUCUUUAAAUAUUUUUUCUGCCUUUUAGUCAUUCUAACUGACAUCGAUGUAAUGAAUUCCUCUCGAGUUUUGUUUUUAAGUUCCAAAUACCUGCAAUAAUCGAACAUACACUGUUGUUAUUUUUUUUUUGUUAAACGAGUUUGACAUAGUGAAUCACGCAAAACAUUUGACUUUCUGAAAUACUUUGUGUGAUGUAUGCAUUAAUUUAGUUUGAAAUUGUUCAGCUCUUUGUGUGAUUUCGGUUGUUUUAGGAAUUAGUUGAUAUACUGCUUUAAAGAUAGCUCCGCAAUAAUAUUACAAUUUGUUUUAAUUCCUCAGUAAAUGAAAAUUUUUCGUGUCUUAAUGUUUCAUGUUUAACAAAAAGUGUGCUGAACAACCUUGAGGUAAUUUUACUUUUCCUCUCAAAGUUUAUUUAUGUUUCUAAUAAUUGAUCUCGUUCUGUUACACGCACACACAAACUUCUUCCAUACAAUUAGCGUAACAAAUUUUAACUUUUACAAAUGAUCUGUUUUGUCACCUUAGAUAAGUUAGCGUCGUAAAAAACGUUCUUAGUCAUUUUAUUACUAUUAUUUGUUCAGGAAUUAUUAGUCAGAAGCAAAGGGUACUGUAAUCAAUUCUUCGCUUUUAUAUGUACCAAGCACAAUAUAAAAUUUGCACGCAGUACCGUUGCAAAAAAAACAUGUAUGAAUACAUACCUAUCAGGUUUCUGUUAAUCAAACAUUCCACUCUUAAUUGGAGCCUAAUACUAUUGCUUUUGAACUAAUUGUGUAGCUCAAUACCCUAUCGUAAAGUAAAAGUUUUAACGAAAUAGUUAUAAUGGUUUCUGAAUUCUUCAAUGCAUUUUGCUCCUGAAUGUGAUACCAAAAAAAAACAGAAAAUAGCGUAGUAUACCAUAUAUCACCUAUCACUCAGAUUGUACUUUUGCAAUAGAUAGAGCUUGUUAAAACUCAAUAAAUGCAGUGAAUUCUAUUUUUAAUACCGUGAGUAGCUGGUUUGCCUUGUUUAUUAUUACACGUUUUACUGUAAUCACUACAAAUAACUGUUUGCCAUCGAUAAAUUUAAGUAACUUUAAGUGUUGUUGUCAUUGUACAUAUAAUCCUGAAUGUUUUAGUCUAAAUGAAAGAUUCAUUCAAGUGAUUAAUGCAGAGCUAAGCAAAUCGUAGGAAAUACAAUUGAAUCGAAUAAAAACAACGGAUUGUAUAUAAGCUAAAAAAACGUAAACGCAAUAAUACAUUUUAGACACUAAUAACAAAGUUUUAUAAUUAGACAAACAAGUAACAUCUAGAGAUCCAAAUAACAAGCAAAAACUAAGAAACAAAAGUAACGACUAUUUUGGGUGUGCCUUUUUAUACAUUGUACAAUUUUGAAUGCGGCCACAUAAUUAAUCCAUUAAUUAUUAACCUCAGAACUUUGUACUAUUUCCUACUCUACACUACUAUAUCGAUACUUGUUUCCAUUCGAUUAUGAUUUGCCUAACCAAUGUAAUCAAGUUAUGUACUAUUUUAUUUCUUCCAUUCUGUAUUCGUAUAACAUCCGAGCACUUAAGCGCAACAUCAUUGUACGCAUAUGAUAUUCCUUCGCAAAUAAAAGCAGCUGCCAUUCAGAGCAAGCCAAUUUCGGUUCAGUCAUUGUAACAAAUACACGCAUGCAUGAUAGUAUUUCAUGUUAUAACAACAGAUCAGUACGAAUUAAAAUGAACCCAAUAAAACCAAACAAUAACAAAGAGUAAUCUAGUGGAAAAAGUAUUUUUUUAUAU